Molecule: messenger RNA, 2541 nt
Organism: Penicillium salamii
Lineage: Eukaryota; Fungi; Ascomycota; Eurotiomycetes; Eurotiales; Aspergillaceae
Source: the annotation of a GenBank genome assembly
AUGGAUCUUGACAUCCUUGUACAGUGGUACGUUGGUCAUGUCUACAUCUGGUCUUACGAAACACAGUCUAUCAUCAAAACAUUCGAACUCACCGAUGUCCCCGUUCGUGCCGGUCGAUUCAUUGCGCGCAAGAACUGGAUUGUCUGCGGUUCAGACGACUUCCAGCUCCGCGUUUACAACUACAACACUUCCGAAAAAAUCACCUCUUUCGAAGCACACCCGGAUUACAUCCGUUCUAUUGCCGUUCACCCUACCCAGCCGUUUGUGCUCACAGCCUCCGAUGACAUGACAAUCAAGCUUUGGGAUUGGGAGAAGGGCUGGAAGUGUGUCCAGAUCUUUGAAGGCCACAGCCACUAUGUCAUGGGCAUGUCUAUCAACCCCAAGGAUACCAACACUUUCGCCUCCGCAUGUUUGGAUCGGACUGUUAAGAUUUGGAAUCUCGGUUCCCCUCACGCCAACUUCACGCUCGAGGCCCACGAAACGAAGGGUGUCAACCACGUCGAUUACUACCCGCAGGCUGAUAAGCCGUACCUCCUCACCACCUCCGACGACAAGACCGUGAAGAUCUGGGACUACACCACGAAGGCUCUCAUUGCAACACUCGAGGGUCACACAAGCAAUGUCUCUUUCGCAUGCUACCACCCCGAAUUGCCUGUCAUUAUCUCAGGUUCCGAGGAUGGUACCAUCAAGAUCUGGCAUGCCAACACCUACCGCCUGGAGCAAUCAUUAAGCUAUGGCUUGGAACGAGCAUGGUGUGUCUCAUACCAGCGGGGCAGACAGGGCAUCGCCAUGGGUUUCGACGAUGGUGCCGUUGUCGUGAAGAUGGGUCGGGAAGAGCCUGCCGUUUCCAUGGAUGGUUCUGGCAAACUGAUCUGGGCCAGACACAGUGAAGUUGUGUCAUCAGUGAUUAAGGGCGGUGAAGCCGAUAUCAAGGACGGCGAGCCUUUGAUGCUCCCAACAAAAGACCUGGGACAGUGCGAAGUGUACCCCCAGACCUUAACACACUCCCCCAACGGACGUUUUGUUUCCGUUUGUGGUGAUGGAGAAUACAUCAUCUACACCGCAUUGGCUUGGAGAAACAAGGCCUUUGGACAAGCCCUCGAUUUUGCAUGGGGCUCAAAGGAUAACAGCAACGACUACGCUAUUCGUGAAUCAUCGACAAGCGUCAAGAUUUUCAAGAACUUUAAGGAGCAAAGCACCGGUCUCGAUGUGGGCUUCCAGGCUGAGGGUCUGACUGAUGGUGUUCUGCUCGGUGUCAAGGGACAAGGUGGUAUCGGUUUCUUCGACUGGGAAUCCGGCAGCCUUGUUCGAAGAAUCGAAGCUGACCCCAAAUCCGUAUUCUGGUCUGAAUCCGGUGAAUUGGUCACACUGGCAUGUGAAGAUGAUUUCUACGUUCUGCGCUACUCGCGCGAAGAGUACAUUAAUGGUUUGAACGCCGGUGAGGCGGAUGAGGAUGGAGUGGAGGCAGCUGUUGAGCUGGUUGCUACCAUCAACGAGACCGUCCGGACUGGCCAAUGGGUUGGAGAUUGCUUCAUCUACACUAACUCUACCAACCGUUUGAACUACCUCGUUGGUGACCAGACCUACACAAUCUCCCACUUUGACCAGCCAAUGUACGUUCUCGGCUACCUUCCCCGUGAUGGCCGUAUCUACCUUGCCGACAAGGACGUCAACGCUGUUUCAUUUGGCCUGUCUCUCAGCAUGGUCGAGUACCAGACUGUUGUGCUGCGUGGUGACAUGGAUAUGGCAUCUGAGCUACUCAAGGAUGUUCCUCAAGACCAGAUGAACAAGGUUGCCCGAUUCCUGGAGGGACAAGGGUACAAGGAGAUGGCUCUGGAGGUCGCCACCGACCCCGAGCACCGCUUCGACCUGGCACUUGCACUCAGUGACCUUGAGACCGCACUUCAGAUCGCCCGCGAGGCUAAUGUCGAGCACAAGUGGAAGAUCGUUGGUGACGCCGCCCUGGCUGGCUGGAACCUUGCCCUGGCUCAGGAAUGCUUCACCAACGCCAAGGACUUCGGUUCUCUGCUCCUGUUGCACACUGCUAGCAGUAACCGCGAAGGCCUCAAGUCUCUAGCUGCUCAGGCGUCGGAGUCUGGACUCCACAAUGUCGCAUUCUCCACUCUCUGGGCUCUAGGAGAUAUUGAUGGCUGUCUUGCCCUUCUCGUUCAGACCAACCGUGUCGCCGAAGCCGUCCUAUUUGCUCAAACCUACAAACCCUCGCGCGCCCCCAAGCUCGUGGUUCAAUGGAAGGAAUCCCUUGAGCAAACAGGAAAGACCAAGGUCGCCCGCCUCAUCGGUGUGCCCCCCGGCGCUCCCGACGUCGCCUCCACAGACGAUGACCUCUUCCCUGAAUGGGAAGAGUACAUCCAACUAGAGAAGGAGGGUGUCGUUCCCGAGCCUCCUUCUUCCGAGUCUCUGAUCGACGUCAACGGAGACGAUGAACCAGCUAGCGCCACCCACAGUGAACCCGAAGAAGAGGAAGCUGAGAAGGCCCACGAAGCCGCGGUUGAUGAGGCCGACGCUGCGGAGGCUGAGUAA